CCCUGGGCGGCCCCGAGGGCUGUGCCCGCCUUCUUCCUGCCGCAGAGACCCCGGGCUCCGAAGGCCGGGUCAAGCCGCAGAGGAGGAGGAGGGUCGGGGGGCAGAGCAGGCGGGCCAUGCCCCGGUGGUCCCGCGCCGCCCUGUUUUGGGACUUGGUCCUGGGCGUACUGGGCACCGCCGCCUUCUUGCUCGACCUGGGCGCCGACCUGUGGGCCGCGGGCCAGUAUCUGCGCAGCGGCCGCUACCUGUGGGCCGCGCUGGUGCUGGCGCUGCUGUUGCUCGCCUCGGUCGCCCUGCAGCUCUUCAGCUGGAUCUGGCUGCGUGCGGACCCCGCCGGCCUGCACGGGUCGCAGCCGUCCAGCCGCUGCCUGGAGCUGCUGCAUCUCCUGCAGCUGGGCUACCUGUACAGGUGCCUGGUGCAGCUGCAGCAGGGGCUGCUGGUGCGGCAGGAGGUGCCCUCAGAGUUUGACUUGGCCUACGCCGACUUCCUCUCGCUGGACAUCAGCAUGUUGCGGCUCUUCGAAACCUUCUUGGAGACGACGCCACAGCUAACGCUGGUGCUGGCCAUCGUGCUGCAGAGUGGCCGGACUGAGUACUACCAGUGGGUUGGCAUCUGCACAUCCUUCCUGGGCAUCUCGUGGGCGUUGCUUGACUACCACCGGGCCUUGCGUACCUGCCUUCCCUCCAAAACCCUCCUGGGGCUGGGCUCCUCCGUCAUCUACUUCCUGUGGAAUCUGCUGCUGCUGUGGCCCCGAAUCCUGGCCGUGGCCCUGUUCUCUGCCCUCUUCCCCCGCUACGUGGCCUUGCACUUCCUGGGCCUGUGGCUGGUACUGCUGCUCUGGGUCUGGCUUCAGGGCACGGACUUUAUGCCUGACGCCUGCUCCGAAUGGCUGUACCGGGCAGCAGUGGCCACCAUCCUGUAUUCCUGGUUCAACGUGGCUGAGGGCCGCACCCGAGGCCGGGCCACCAUCCACCUGGUGUUCCUCCUGAGUGACAGCAGUCUCCUGGUGGCCACGUGGGUGACUCACAGUGCCUGGCUGCCUGGUGGGAUCUCGUUGCAAGUGUUGCUGCCUGUAGGAGGCUUCUGCUUCCUUUUGGGCCUGGCUCUGCGGCUUGUCUACUAUCGCUGGCUGCACCCCAGCUGCCCCUGGAAGCUUGACCAGGUGGAUGGGGCCCGGGGCCUCCUCUCCCUCGAGUGGUGUCAGCUGCCUCAGAACAGACGCAUCACCCAGUUGGCUCAGAACUUUUUCCCCAAGGCUAAGGAUGAGGCUGCUUUGUCAGGGAAGGGAGAGGUGAAUGGGGUCCUUUGAGCCCAGGGUCAGGAACAAAUGGACAGUGAAUUGAUUGGUAGAAGGCAGGAGAAGAUAAGCUAAUUGUGCUGCUAUGGGCCUUGAUUCACUCAGCAAGAGCUUAAUGCCUGAUCUGUGCUAGGCACUGAGGACCAGAGUUGAGUAAGACAUAGGCCUGCCUUCAAGGACUUCACAAUGUGAACAAGAUCAGGAAGCUGGGCCCUGGAGGGUCAGUGGGCCUCAAUUAUGUACAAGACACUUUGGAAGGAAAGAUAUCCACCCUGCCCCCCCAGCCAAUAUGGUUGGUGGCUCCAAAGCUCCCCAUUGAUGGUAUUUUCACCUCUCUGGCCACCUCUAAAACAGUUGGUGGAGGUGCUGUCACCCCCCACCCCCAUUCCCCUAUCAUGAGAGAGAAGGCUCCAGGAUCUCCAGGUUGUGUUUUUAAGAAUUCAUUCAAUUCACUCAACAAAUGUUUACUGAGUCUUUUAAGUGCCAGAAACAUCAUUCUGGCCUUGUAAUCUGGAACAAUGUCAGCUGCCACUUUAGCUUCAUCUUCCUUCCUCUCCAACCAGUCCUGGGUAGGAUCUCAAAUGCUACCAUUUGAGAAUGACCCAGGGAUACCCAAUUCUGGCUGGCCCCUGUAAGCUCCUCCAGGUCUUAGUGCGACUGCCUCAACCUCUGCUCCUGCUCUCAAGGGGCCACCUUCCUACCAAGUGCCUGUGAGCCUGUGGUCUGGGCCUUGGCUCAGCCCUCUGAGGACUGUUUUAUUUUUUAGCCAAUGUACCUCCUACCUCAGAGUUCAUGUGAUAUUUAGACGAUGAAUGCAUACGUUUUUCUGUGAGAGAUGUGUUUUGUGUUUUUAACAGUAUUAUUAGGUUGUUAUUAAAACCUCACAAAAUCCUCUAGUCUGUGUCAUUAAACUAAAUCUACUACAGAGUUCAAAGCCUCCUGGAAAGAAGGGGUGAAUGAUGCAAAUCUACCCCUCAAAACUGGUAAAGGUUUCAGAGACCAGAGAUGGGAUGGGUUGGCUCAGGACUUCCAAACCUUGUUUUCCAAGUUUCAGGAGUGGUGAGUGAGCAUGUCGUCAGUUCAACUCGACAUCAGUACCCAGAUCUUAACUACCAGCUCUGCUGCUGGGGCUGGCAGGAGAAGCCACAAAUACCUCUAGUAUCAGGAAGUGAUAUGAGAGCCCAGAUGAAGAAAGAUGUUUUGUUUGGAGCUUAGCAGAGGGGUUUAGUGAUGAGGUGACUUAUGGGCUGUGGAUCCCUAUGCUGCUCUGGGAGGUCUGUGGUUUGAUGUUGGUUUGGUGUUUAAAAUUUAGGACUUUUUGGUUUAGGCUUCCUUGGGGCCAGGGGAGGGCAUCUUAUGAUAGCCUUCAUCAUGGAGGGUGCAGUUCUUUUGGCAUCUACACAUAUGGAAGAGGUUGUUCU
This is a messenger RNA of Choloepus didactylus (southern two-toed sloth), 2719 nucleotides long. It is a transcript of the gene XKR8, whose product is annotated as XK related 8. The record is from RefSeq and is a predicted model, not a curated record. Lineage: Eukaryota; Metazoa; Chordata; Mammalia; Pilosa; Megalonychidae. Gene Ontology annotation, cellular component: plasma membrane. Gene Ontology annotation, biological process: apoptotic process involved in development; phosphatidylserine exposure on apoptotic cell surface; engulfment of apoptotic cell.